Myotis daubentonii (Daubenton's bat) is the source of this 1455-nucleotide messenger RNA. It is a transcript of the gene EFNA1, whose product is annotated as ephrin A1. Gene Ontology annotation, molecular function: ephrin receptor binding. The record is from RefSeq and is a predicted model, not a curated record. Gene Ontology annotation, cellular component: plasma membrane. Gene Ontology annotation, biological process: ephrin receptor signaling pathway; axon guidance. NCBI's taxonomy places the organism in Eukaryota, Metazoa, Chordata, Mammalia, Chiroptera, Vespertilionidae.
AGGCGCUGGAGCCAAAUCGGUGAGCCCAGUGCCGACUGCGAAAUCUGAGUGCUGAGCCGACUGCGCCGGAGAGAAAGCCAGCGGGAGCCCGGACCCUGACGAGCCCCUCGCCCCCGCCCGGCCUGGACGGGCCCCGCGAUAUGGAGUUCCUCUGGGCCCCGCUCCUGGGUCUCUGCUACAGUCUGGCCGCUGCCGACCGCCACACCGUCUUCUGGAACAGUUCAAACCCCAAGUUCCGCAGUGAGGACUACACUGUACACGUGCAGCUGAAUGACUACCUGGACAUCAUCUGUCCCCAUUAUGAGGAUGACUCUGUGGCAGCCAGUGCCAUGGAGCAGUAUACACUAUACCUGGUGGAGCUCGAGCAGUACCAGCUGUGCCAACCCCAAUCCAAGGAACAGGUCCGCUGGCAGUGCAACCACCCCAGUGCCAGGCAUGGCCCAGAGAAACUGUCGGAGAAGUUCCUGCGCUUCACACCCUUUACCCUGGGCAAGGAGUUCAAAGAGGGACACAGCUACUAUUACAUCUCCAAACCCAUCCACCACGCAGAAGACCGGUGCUUGAGGUUGAAGGUGACUGUCGACGGCAAAACCACUCACAGUCCUCAGGCCCAUGACAACCCACAGGAAAAGAGAAUUGCAGCCGAUGACCCAGAGGUGCAGGUUCUACACAGCAUCGGUCACAGCGCUGCCCCCCGCCUCUUCCCGUUUGCCUGGGCUGUGCUGCUCCUGCCCUUCCUGCUGCUGCAAACCCUGUGACGUCGGAUGCCACAUCUCGCCUAAGGACUGGAACAGGGCCGAGAAGGCCGGGGCAGGCACCCCUCGCCGAUCCUGGGGCACCUCCCCAAGCCCCAGUGCUGGGAACCACUCCCGCCACAAGCACAAGCUGCCACCCAGCAGCCUCAGAACGGGUCAGUAUUAAGGGUUUCAACCCACGGGAGGUCGGCAAGCCUGGUAUUGCCAUCCCUGCCUCCACCUCAGAAGGACGGACAAAGCCGGACAGUUCUUCCCCUGCCAUUCCGGCCCUUAAACCAAAACACAAAACUAUGGACGCUUAAGAAACGCGCGCGGUGGGAGCUGAACUGGAAGGGAUCUGGGGUCAUGUGGGAGGACACUGAACUUGGCAAAGACGCCCCUUCCACAAAGAGCCAGGAUGCCAGGAUGGACUGAAGGAAAAGCAGGAGCUUCCCGCCCGGGAGCCGGCUGGAGAGGCAGAACGCUCCGGCGGCCCCAGCCUCUGCCAUGUGCGGAGCUGCUGCGGAGAGAUCUGCAGCCAGCCCUGCACCCUCUACCCUGGGGCAGCACCCCCAAAGCGGUGCCAGCAGGGGGCUGUGCCCACCUCUUCCUGGAGUGUAGCUGUGAGGGCAGGGCCCAGAUGUACAGAAUUUGUAUAUAAAUAUGUUGUUUGUACUGGAAUUUUUUUAUAUUUGUGUCAAAAUAAAGAUGUGUCAGUCUU